Molecule: messenger RNA, 2145 nt
Organism: Oncorhynchus gorbuscha (pink salmon)
Lineage: Eukaryota; Metazoa; Chordata; Actinopteri; Salmoniformes; Salmonidae
Product: glutathione S-transferase A-like
Exons: 1
Coding region: 704-1393 (229 amino acids)
Cellular component (GO): cytoplasm
Molecular function (GO): glutathione binding; glutathione transferase activity
Source: RefSeq, a predicted model, not a curated record
UUAGGUUGAGGAUACAGCCAGGGAAGACUAUGGAGAGGGAGGAAAGGGUCUGUGUAUAAAAUGUAAAGACUUGUAAUUGAUUCGUUUCCAAAACGUUUCUUGCAAAAACGGCAUUAUGGUUAGACCUAUCAUAUAUUAUUAUUAUUAUAAUUCACGCGUUGGAUCUGCAUUCCCAUCUGACGCAUGGACCAGAGCUACUAUUUUGGAAAAACGCGACACCGUGCGCACAAAUAAAUACGUUCUCACGGUACAGCACAACAUCUUUACUUUGGUGGGUUACUAAAGUAUAUAUAAGUCAAGUCACUAAACAUAGAGAAAGAAUCUCCUAAAGGAUCAAUGGAAGGCGACAAAGCUAGAUAAUUCGUUGUAGUAGCGCGAUGGACUAGAGUUACAACAGAAGCUGGAUAACACUGACUUUACACAAAGCUAAGAAGCGAGCGUACAUUUUGGUUGAUUCGUUUAUAUUCAGGAGAAACCAAGGUUAAGUGUACUUAGAGAAGAACUUCGUAGCUAAUCAUGUCAACGGAGCAAACUUGAGGAUGAAAGUAAACCGCCGGAGCAGUUUGAUGACGUUUCACAACUGUGUCGUCUACGUCACCACCAACUGCCACGCAGGGCCCAUGUAUUUGGAAACUUGCCAACGUCUUGAACAACACUACCAAGUUGACUACUCCUCGCCUUUUUCUCCGCGGUGUCUACAAUCAUGGCCAAUAACAUGACACUUCUCUGGUGCACCUUCUCGGUUCCGUGCUGGCGGGUUAUGAUCGCUCUGGAGGAGAAAAUGUUGCAGGGAUACAACCAGACGCUGUUGGACUUCGAUAAAGAAGAGCACAAAUCUACAAUAGUCAUGGAACUCAACCCCCGGGCACAGCUCCCUACAUUCAAACACGGGGACUGCAUAGUGAACGAGUCCUAUGGAGCAUGCAUGUAUUUGGAAAACCAGUUCAGGUCCCAGGGGACCCAGAUGAUCCCUGAGGGUCUAGCUGAACAGGCCCUGAUGUACCAACGCAUGUUUGAAGGCCAAACCUUCUACGAGAAACUUAGUGAUGUGGUCUACUAUGAAUAUUAUGUCCCUCAGGGAGAGAGACAUGACUCUGCUAUCAAGAGGAACAAAGAUAACCUUGCAAUUGAAAUUCAACUGUGGGAGGGAUACUUUCAGAAGAUGGAGGCAGGCUCUUACCUGGCAGGAAAAGCCUUCUCGUUGGCUGAUGUCCUUGUCUUCCCCACCAUUGCCUACUCCUUUCGCUCUGGGCUGUCAGCAGAGAGUUACCCCAAACUGAUAGCAUACUACUCUAUGAUGAAGGACAGACCAAGUGUCAAAACUACCUGGCCCCCACACUGGCUAGAAGACCAGGAAAAACCUCAGUGGGGUGACUUUCUGAAAGAGCUCUGAGACUCACUCCUACUAAAGGAACACAUUAUUUAAAGUAUUAUAGGCACUUAAAAUCUACGUACACUAUAUAUACACAAGUAUGUGGACACCCCUUCAAGUUAGUGGAUUCGGCUGACAGGUGUAUAAAAUUGAGCACACAUCCAUGCAAUCUCCAUAGACAAACAUUGACAGUAGAAUGGCCUUACUGAAGAGCUCAGUGACUUUCAGUGUGGUGGCGUCAUAGGAUGCCACCUUUCCAGCAAGUCAGUUCGUCAAGUUUCUUCCCUGGUAGAGCUGCCCUGGUCAACUAUAAGUGGUUAUUGUGAGGUGAAACAUCUAGGAGCAACAACGGCUCAGUCGAGAAGUGGUAGGCCACACAAGCUCUUAGAACAGGAUCGCAGAGUGCUGAAGCGCAUAAAAAUCAUUAGUCCUCGGUUGCAACACUCACUACUGAGUUCCAAACUGCCUCUGGAAGCAAUGUCAGCAUAAGGACUGUUCGUUGAGAGCUUCAGGAAAUAGGUUUCCAUGGCUGAGCAGCCGCACACAAGCCUAAGAUCACUAGCACAAUGCCAACCGUCGACUGGAGUGGUGUAAAGCUCGCCGCCAUUGGACUCGAAAGCAGUGAAAACUCGUUCUCUGGUGUGAUGGAUCACGCUUCACCAUCUCGCAGAGUCUUGACCUCAACCCCAUUGAACAACUUUAGGAUGAAUUGGAACACCAACUGCAAGCCAAGCCUAAUCGCCCACAUCAGUGCCCGACCUUACUCCUGUGGC